CACACACACCUCUAUGGGGUGAAAAAGAAGGCACAGCAACUAAAAGACAUUUAUAGUCAAACACCGAAUCUCUACACAGAGCACGUGAUCUGGUCAAAAACUGAAUCUCGUCCACAUCGCAUUCCAAUACGGCAAGCAAACGAGAAGCUAAACACGGGUCGCCUUUAAAGAUCCCCACCAGUCUCGACGCGUCACCGGAGCGCAUCCUGAGACGUCAUCGCGGUUGUCGCUCCGCUUGUUUCUGACGGGCCGAGGAGAGGAGCCCGGCUCAAGUGACAUCAGUCGCCUGCUUUUGCCCUCCGGUGCGGCGAAUGUCCCGGAACCGGCGUCGGGACGGAAAAGCUUCGGACCCCGUGCCAGACGAGCCGGCGCCUUCAGCACUACGCGCCGCAGGGGACACGCAUGCUCGGCCUUUCGAUUGUGGGUUGCAGCCUUUCACGUAUGUACAUAUCCAGUUCGUAUUAUAAGCAUGCACAGGACAUGGAAGUGGUCGCUGGAUCGGCGCAGUUCGUCGUUGUAGGAUACGACGCUUGAGCAAACACUACGCGUGGACAUCAGGCCCUGACUAAGCAUGUCUUCACCAUCCACGUCCCCACCCUGCCGUUUCCUGGUCCUUUUUGAUUUUGACGAGACUAUCAUCCACGAGAGCAGUGACGAUGCCAUGGUCCGCAUCGCUCCGGGCCCGGCCCCGCCCAAUUGGCUGAGGGAGGGCUUCCGACCCGGCUGCUACCACGCCCACAUGUGUCAAGUCCUGGCCUACCUGGGCGAGCACGGCGUGCGCGAGGACGGCAUCCGUGCGGCGAUCGAGGGCAUCGCGCCCACCCCGGGCAUGCCUGUGCUUUUCGCCUUCCUGCGCGAGCGCCCGCAGGACUUCGAGUGCGCCGUAAUCUCCGACGCCAACGCCUACUUCAUCGACACGUGGCUGCGUAGGGCGGGCGUGCGCCAGCUGUUCGCCGAGGUCCUGACCAACCCGGCGAGCUUCAGCGCCAACGGGCACCUGCUGCUGCGGCCCUUCCAUGCCCACGCGUGCCCGCGCUGCCCCAAGAACAUGUGCAAGCAGACGAUCCUGAGGGACUACCUCGCCCGCCGCACCCACGAGAGGGGCGUGUCCUUCCAGAGGGUCUUCUACGUGGGGGACGGUGACAACGACAUCUGUCCCACGCUGGCGUUGGGCCACAGGGACACGGCCUGUCCCAGGAGAGGGUUUCCCAUGCACCACAUCCUCCAGGAGAUGCAGGCAAGCCAGCCCGGAGCCUGCCAGGCCACAGUGCUGCCCUGGGCCAAUGGGGAGGAUGUGGUGGACUGCCUGCAGAAGGCUGUGGGGGAGAGGUGAGCAUGGGAGAAUGAGGGCGAGAGAGCAGGAGGGAAAGAGAGAGAGAGAGAGAGGAAGGAGAUACAAAAGGAGAGAGAGAGAAGGAGAAGAAAAGAGUUCAAAUUACAGGCAUGGCUGGACACCACACACACCAGCAAGCAGGGACAUGAGACAGGCUCGGCCUCACCCAAUCUGACGGAUGGCAAACAGGAGACCGACUCAUUGCAAUAAAGAACACUGGCAUGUAUAAAACAUUAGCAAGAGUGUUGAAUGCCGCUCUCGGGAAGAUAUGCAAAUGGCUUCGUAACAGAGGCAUGGUGCAUUACAAGGGUGCUAAGUCAUGAGUAAAGUUCUAGUGAAGUGGUACUGUCACAGUGCACAAAAUAUCACCAAGACAUCAUCUACUACACAGAUAUAACCAAGAUAUAUAAUCAGCAGCACUGCACGAGCUUCAACACAAGUUCUUUGUACGUGCAGUACUCACAUACGACAGCUGACCUCUGAAGUCUUAACACACACACACACACACACGCACACAC
Messenger RNA from Electrophorus electricus (electric eel), 1851 nucleotides. RefSeq names its product putative phosphatase phospho1. Gene Ontology annotation, molecular function: phosphatase activity. NCBI's taxonomy places the organism in Eukaryota, Metazoa, Chordata, Actinopteri, Gymnotiformes, Gymnotidae. The record is from RefSeq and is a predicted model, not a curated record.